AUGGCGCAAGCAUCGGAAAAUGUUGUCAUCGGUGUCAUCGGAGGUAGCGGUCUCUACCACCUCGACAACUUGACGUUUAUCAAACAAGUCAACCCAGAGACACCUUGGGGCUCACCAUCCUCGCCGAUCACGAUAUGUUCUCUCCCGUCCGGUACGAGGGUCGCCUUCCUCGCGCGGCACGGUCCCGGCCAUACCAUCUCCCCCUCCGCCGUCCCCUCGCGCGCAAACAUCGCCGCCCUCAAAACCCUCGGUGUCAAAGCCAUCCUCGCGUUCAGCGCCGUGGGAUCUCUCCGCGAGGAGAUACCUCCCGGGACGUUCUGCCUCCCGACGCAGAUCAUCGACCGCACCAAGGGCAUCCGCCCGUCGACGUUCUUCGACGGGUCCGUCGUGGCGCACGCCUCGUUCGGCGACCCGUUCAGCAUGAAGCUCGUCCGCUGGCUGGAAGGCGAGGUGGGCAAGACCCUCGAGAGCGACCCGCGCGGCGUCAAGCUCGUCACGGACAAGUGUAUCGUCUGCAUGGAGGGGCCGCAGUUCUCCACGCGUGCAGAGAGCCUGAUGUACAGGCAGUGGGGCGGAGACCUGAUCAACAUGAGCGUGCUUCCGGAGGCCAAGCUUGCACGCGAGGCGGAGAUCAGCUACGCUCUCAUCGCCACCGCGACCGACUACGAUGCGUGGCGUCCGCAUGAGGAGUCGGUCACCGUGGUCGAGGUCUUCAAGACGCUCCAGGCCAACGCCGAGACAGCACGGCACGUGGCCGCUGCCGUGCUCGAGGGCUUGACGGCUGCUGCUGUAAAGGGCGACAUUCUGAGCGCGGAGAAGGGGUCCAUGCAAUACUCCAUCAUGCCGCGCUCAGAGGGCCAACGGGCGGAAGACGUUGCCAAGUUGCGCUAUAUCCUCCCGGAGUACUUCCCACAGUGA
Molecule: messenger RNA, 918 nt
Organism: Fomitopsis serialis
Lineage: Eukaryota; Fungi; Basidiomycota; Agaricomycetes; Polyporales; Fomitopsidaceae
Product: nucleoside phosphorylase domain-containing protein
Exons: 5
Coding region: 1-918 (305 amino acids)
Biological process (GO): nucleoside metabolic process
Cellular component (GO): cytosol
Molecular function (GO): S-methyl-5-thioadenosine phosphorylase activity
Source: RefSeq, a predicted model, not a curated record